This is a messenger RNA of Acanthopagrus latus (yellowfin seabream), 2555 nucleotides long. It is a transcript of the gene rhof, whose product is annotated as ras homolog family member F. Gene Ontology annotation, biological process: small GTPase-mediated signal transduction; cell migration. Gene Ontology annotation, molecular function: GTP binding; GTPase activity. The transcript is spliced from 5 exons. The record is from RefSeq and is a predicted model, not a curated record. NCBI's taxonomy places the organism in Eukaryota, Metazoa, Chordata, Actinopteri, Spariformes, Sparidae. Bases 363 to 989 code for a protein of 208 amino acids.
UUGAGUACCCACCCAGGAUAUUCACAUGCAAUAGAGGAAGUAGGAGCAGCCAGACUCAACAUGUGCAGCUCAGCUGUGACUCUAUUCAUACCGAAAGAUGCUGUCAGGGAGCAGGCUGCUAAUAGGACAGGAGAGAAGUGUGGGGGGUCAAUUGGCAACAGCUUCAAUGUGACAGGAAGAGGAAGCGGUUAGCAGCUACCUGGUAAAACAUGAGGCUUGUCUGUUCCUCUGUCUCGACACUGCCUGUAGAUCAUCUCAGUCUUUCCAAAUAUAGAUUAAUUUGCCAUGUAUUCAACUUAAAUCUGGAGGGAGCAUCUCUAACACCAUCCUGCCUGGUACCGGUGUGACUGUUUGGAGGUGAAAUGACGCAAAACGGUGUCAGUAAAGGUUCCACAAAGAGAGGAGGUGAACUUAAAAUUGUGAUAGUGGGAGAUGGAGGCUGUGGGAAAACAUCGCUGCUGAUGGUUUACGCCAAAGGUGACUUUCCAGAGAAAUAUGCGCCAUCAGUGUUUGAAAAAUAUGUGACCACUAUCUCUCUUGGAGGAAAGGAGAUAAAGCUCAACCUGUAUGACACGGCUGGACAGGAAGACUAUGACAGGCUGCGGCCGCUCUCGUACCAAGAAGCCAAUCUGGUGUUGAUCUGCUUUGAUGUGACCAACCCCACCAGCUUUGAGAAUGUCCUGAUCAAGUGGUUCCCAGAGGUGAGGCACUUCUGCCGGGACAUUCCGGUCAUCCUGAUCGGCUGCAAGACCGACCUCAGGAAGGACAAAGAGUGUACGAGGAAGCUGAAGGCCAUGAAUCAGGAUCCCAUCACUUACACGCAGGGUGAGGAGACCCGGCAGCAGAUGAAUGCAGAGCUCUACCUCGAGUGUUCGGCCAAGUAUCAGGAGAACGUGGAGGACAUUUUCAGAGAGGCCACCAAAAGAACUCUGGCCUUCAAUCGCAAACACAGGAACUACAAUAAGCAGAAGAAAUGUGUGGUUCUGUGAUGUCAAAAGCACAGGAGGAGGUGUGAUGACUUCAGUUUUUCUUUCUUUCUUUUUUUUUUUAAAGAAACACUCUCUCACAUUGGGAGUGGUUGGACAUUCAGAGGCCAAAGAUGCUCGCUGUCAGGGCAGAUGCGGGAGCAGCUUGGGUUGGGGAUGCGGGGCGAGGAGACACUAAGUCUGCACCCCAUUGAGUCAUCCUCUAAAGUCACAAGAGCAAAUGACAUAACAGGAAAGACAAUUUUGCAAGCACCAGCAGUGCAACUUAAAAUACCUUCUGUCAAUAUAUAUAUUUUACUUAUAUGAGAAAUGUUACCUUUAGUAUUUUUUUUUAUAUAUAUAUAAAUAUUUUUCUAAUAGAAAGCUUUGCACUGUCUCCACAUGGUACAUUUUUAUUACAACACUGUGUAUUUUUCAGAAUAUUGAUUGCUACUUGUAUCUUUGUAACUUUUUUCCCCCCAAAGGUUUUAAUAAUGUUCGAUGUUUUAAAAACUGCUGGUUGAUCGCGAGCACUGUAGUUUUAACAGUUUUGAAGAAAUAAUAAAAAAUAAAUAAAUAAAGAAAAUAGUUUCAUUUCAUUGCCAGUAAAACAAGCACACGGAUCUGGAAUUUGUUUUGGAGCCCUGACAACUUGCAGCACGGCUCUUUAUCUUUACCGACAGUGCCCACUAGUGUUGGAACGACUGAAUAUGUUUUUAAUGACUGCAUGCAGUAACAAAUCAGUGAAUAACAGGUACAAUCGAUAUUGUAAUCUAUAUGUUCUCUCUCAGCGCACAAGAAACACAGAAAUAGUGUGUUUUCAUUAGGUGUUUUAAUUAUUAAUAUAUGUUUUCUUUUCUUUACAACAAUGUACACAGAUUGAGAAAGUGUCAACUGUCUCUUGUCACUGAUCAAACUCAGGCACGAGUCACAGUCAUGGGACAAACGAUGAAGACAUUGUUAAACAUCAGCUACAUCAUAAAAAUCUGGCAGCGCUCUCUGGCAUCAAAUGUAACAUUUUGGUCUAUAACUUUCAAUUAAAAAAAAAGUGAUGCACAUAAAUACUGAUUCUCUUCAGCGCGAUUGCUUGAUGGGAAAUGACAAAUGUAACGCUACUUCCUUUUGACUUUCCAGAUGAAAUGAGAUGGACAUUUUUUUGUUGUUGUUGUUGUUACUUUGCUGUGACAGGCUGGAGGGAGAAUAAGGCAUUGGAGAACCUGACACUACUACAGCUGUUCGUUUGAGCCCGUCUGACCUUUAGCUGAAAAAAAACAAAACAAACAAAAGACCCUUGUGUAAUAUCACAGAACAAACAUGACACAGUGACCAGACGACAUGACAGUGAACUAGGGCAGAGGCUCCAGAUCUGGUCAUAAGUUAAUUCAUACAAAUAUUUCUUAUGUUGAUUGUUAUUAGAAAAAAACAAUAAUCCAGCACAUUUUCAGUCAUCCCUCUGUAUUUUAAAGUCUUACAGUACUGGUGCUAAUAGCAGCAUUUGAUCAAAAUACAUUUCUAAAAACAUCACAUAACAAGAGGGAACUAAAAGCAUGUUGUUUUUUUUCCGGUUAUAGAGCAAAAUCUGUGCGUAGA